AUGAUCAAAUUAUCUACACUAUUCCAGCCUGUCCUCGUCCUUUUUUUUCUUUUGCUAUGGGGGGAGGUUCAUGGACAAACUUUGGGAGCGCAUAUAGUGAGGACACCGCGGCAAGAUUACCAGCAAAAUCCGCAUCGACGACAGCAAAAUGGCAACAAUAACAACAACGGGAAGAAGGACACAAGCGCGUUUAAUAUCGUCAAUGGGCAAAUAUUGACACCAGGCCUCGCAAUUCUGGACGCUCCUCAACCCUUCACCCCCAUGGGUGGGGAUUUUCUGCAUAUCGCCAUCGAUGUCUCAGGCAAUGGCAAACUCCCUGUUCCACCGCGAGCAAUUGAUGAUCCCCUGACCCAGUUCUUUAACAUCACGCUAUUCCUAACGAGCAAUGUUCUGCUGAAGAAUUUUACUAUCUCAAACAUCACGACGUCAACGCCGCCUUUCGCGAACAUCAUGGACCAAGAAUCGGGGCAAACUGUCAAACACAUCAACUUCGAGUGGCCCGACUGCCUCGUUGGAGACGGAAAGGAAGACAUUGGGACGACAGCAAGAGGCGAAUAUAAUAUCUCUAUUCACCAAAAUUUCCGCUUGAACGGUAGCGAUCACUACAGUAUCUUCAACUUGCCAAUAUCCGUCACGAACAGUAUUUCACAAUUUCCAGGAGCGGGCCAGCUUCUCACCAAACCGCCACCAGGACCACUUAAUGCAAAUGGAGGCCGCAUGUCUUGCGAAAUGAUCUCUAAUCGUCUAAGGAAUAUUACAGAGCUCGUUAACAGCGUAAAUAAUCCACCCGGACAGCCGUAUCAGGACAUCGCAAUAGAAACCACAGCCAAAAAUCAAGGUGGACAGGUUGGUGGUCCGGGCACCACAAAUAAUGGAGGUGGAGGAAACAUCGGGAAUAAUGGAGGCAAUGCGCAGGGCGUAGUAGGAGCCGGUACGAAGGCGUUCAAAGGAAGAGUGUGGGAUAGCGCAGCUUUCGCUGCUGUAGUGACCCUUGCGACCACAGUGACCUGGUGACUCAGCUGGAUUGCAGAAUGAGACGUCAGGCUUGAGGCAAAUGCGUACAUGGGCGUUAUGGGCAGGGAACAGGAAAGGGUGGGCUUUGCGCACAGAAUGAC
Molecule: messenger RNA, 1115 nt
Organism: Lindgomyces ingoldianus
Lineage: Eukaryota; Fungi; Ascomycota; Dothideomycetes; Pleosporales; Lindgomycetaceae
Exons: 2
Coding region: 1-1014 (337 amino acids)
Source: RefSeq, a predicted model, not a curated record